This is a messenger RNA of Ostrea edulis (European flat oyster), 1148 nucleotides long. RefSeq lists its product as uncharacterized. Gene Ontology annotation, molecular function: calcium ion binding. The record is from RefSeq and is a predicted model, not a curated record. The transcript has 9 exons. NCBI's taxonomy places the organism in Eukaryota, Metazoa, Mollusca, Bivalvia, Ostreida, Ostreidae. Bases 9 to 1088 code for a protein of 359 amino acids.
CCAUUAAAAUGGUGGCCAGGCUCUUUCCUGUUGUACUUUUCAUAGCUAGUAUUCGCUGUGACGAUGGUGUUCUGGAUAUACAAUAUCCUAGUCUCUCCGUGCACGCACCGGCUGAUGGCGACAUUAUUCUACAGUCUGGUUACGACCUGAAAGAUGUAUACCUCAAACCAGGACCGGGCGGAUCCGUGAUGUUUGAGAACGACGACAUUCUGAAAAUCAUAGAGGUGGCAAAAAGCAUGCCUCCGAUUUGGUCAAAGCAUGCGCACAUGGGUUUCUUUGGAACAUUUAUUGGCGAGCAGAGAAUCAACAUCAAACUUGAUGCCGAGGAUCCUGAAGGUACGAAUCUCCAUUUCAUGGUUGUUUCUGGAGAACUACCGGAAGGCGUGACCCUGAACAACGUCACGGGUCAUAUUACAGGCAUUAUACCGGAUGUAGAAGACAUUUUCAAGUUUACCAUUCGGGCCAUCGAUGAACACAACAAAUAUGCUGACGCUCUUUUCAAAAUGGAAACUAUUGUGAAAGAUCACUGUGAAACAAACCCUUGCUUACACGGUGGAACGUGUACAGAUACAAAAGGUUGGUUCAACUGCACAUGCCGAACCGGAUAUGGAGGUCCAAGAUGUGAAUUUUCUUGUGUGUCCCAGAGUUUGGGGGUAAAUGAUAGAAACAAGAUACCAGAUGCGCAAAUGUCCGGAUACCUUACGUACAGUACCUACUUGGAAUCUAAUGGACGAUAUGGUGCUUCUGGAUAUGGAUGGGUGGGAUCUAACAGCAACUCGUGGUUACAGGUAGAUUUAGGUAACCUGACCAAAGUGUACGCUGUACGGAACCAGGGUUACAGUUCUUCGUACUACAGUACCGCAUACACCCUUUCUGUUAGCGUAGAUGGCACCACAUUCCUCUCCGUUAACAACACAAAUGGAGGAAAACAUGCCUUUCAUGCAUCCACUGGGAAUUACAAGUAUUCACUUCCGGUUCCUGUUGAUGCGCGAUUUGUUCGAUUUCAUCCUACUUCAUAUCACAACAAACCGCAACUGAAGGUAGACCUAUAUGGAUGUCAUUACCAGCGACAAACAAAAAUUCUUUAACUCUUGAAAUAACAAUUGUGGGAUUUUCUUUUAAUAAUUAAAACUUGUAAAGAAAAAAAA